AUCUCCGACAUCUACAUCAGUGGCGAGUCAGGGGAUAUGUCAGCCAAGGAGAAGCUGCUUCUGUGGACACAGAAGGUGACGGCGGGUUACAUCGGGGUGAAAUGCACCAACUUCUCAUCCUGCUGGAGCGAUGGGAAGAUGUUCAACGCGCUCAUCCACAGAUACAGGCCAGAUCUGGUGGACAUGGAGAGGGUGCAGAUCCAGAGUAACCGGGAGAACCUGGAGCAGGCCUUCGAGAUUGCGGAGCGGCUGGGGGUCACCCGGCUGCUGGAUGCUGAAGACGUGGACGUCCCCUCUCCGGAUGAGAAAUCCGUGAUAACUUAUGUGUCUUCAAUCUACGAUGCCUUUCCCAAAGUCCCUGAGGGAGGAGAAGGGAUCAGUGCUAUCGAGGUGGACUCGAGGUGGCUGGAGUACCAGACCCGCGUGGAGUCCCUUGUCUCCUGGAUCAAGCAGCACACGAUACUCAUGUCGGAUAAAUCCUUCCCCCAGAACCCUGUAGAGCUAAAGGCACUUUAUAACCAGUAUAUACACUUCAAAGAAACUGAAAUCCCAGCGAAAGAGCAGGAAAAAGGAAGGAUAGAGGAGCUCUACAAACUGUUAGAGGUGUGGAUCGAAUUUGGACGUAUUAAGUUGCCCCAGGGCUACCACCCCAACGACGUGGAGGAGGAGUGGGGCAAGCUUAUCAUCGAGAUGCUGGAGCGCGAGAAGCUGCUGCGGCCAGCGGUGGAGAGGCUGGAAUUGCUGCUACAAAUUGCUAACAAAAUCCAGAAUGGUGCUUUGAGCUGUGAGGAGAAACUCACUCUGGCAAAGAACACACUGCAGGCUGAUGCUGCUCACCUGGAGUCAGGGCAGCCGGUGCAGUACGAGCACGACGUGGUCAUGUACCUGCAGGAAUGUGAGGGGCUCAUCCGCCAGCUCCAGGCGGAUGUGCAGAUCCUUCGGGAUGAGAAUUACUACCAGCUGGAGGAGCUGGUGUUCAGGAUCAUGCGGCUGCAAGAUGAGCUGGUGACACUGAGGCUGGAAUGCACUAACCUGUACAGGAAAGGUCACUUCUCCACCCUGGAGCUGGUGCCCACUUCCACGCUGAGCACAAUGCACUUGAAGGGCGAGUCCCUGACGAAAGGGCUUCACACCUCCUCUGCCUCCUGGUUCCGGAAGCCCAUGACCAGGACAGAGCUGGUGGCCAUCUCCUCUUCCGAAGAUGAAGGCAGCCUCCGUUUCGUGUAUGAGCUGCUGGCCUGGGUGGAGGAAAUGCAGAUGAGACUGGAGCGGGCAGAGUGGGGAACUGACCUGCCAAGCGUGGAAACUCAGCUGGAGACCCAGCGGCACAUCCAUUCCAGUGUGGAGGACCUGGGCUCCAGCGUAAAGGAGGCCAGGAUGUACGAGGGUAAAAUGUCUCAGAACUUCCGUGCCAGCUACACGGAAACGCUUGGCAAGCUGGAGACACAGUACUGCAAGCUGAUGGAAACCUCGAGCUUCCGGCUGAGGCACCUCCAGAGCCUGCAUGGGUUUGUGUCCCGGGCCACUGCUGAGCUCAUCUGGCUCAAUGAAAAGGAGGAGGAGGAACUGGCCUACGACUGGAGUGACAACAACCCUAACAUUGCAGCCAAGAAAAACUACUUCUCGGAGCUGAUGGCAGAGCUGGAUGAGAAGCAGGACAUCUUCCGCUCCCUCCAAGACACAGCAGAGCUGCUGUCCCUGGAGAACCACCCGGCCAAGCAAACUGUAGAGGCCUACAGCGCUGCUGUGCAGACUCAGUGGCAGUGGAUUAAGCAGCUCUGCUUGUGCGUGGAGCAGCACGUGAAGGAGAAUGCUGCCUAUUUCCAGUUCUUCAGCGAUGCCCGGGAGCUGGAGACCUACCUGCGGAACCUGCAGGACUCCAUCAAAAGGAAGUAUUCCUGCGACCAUAACACGAGCCUGACGCGGCUGGAGGACCUGCUGCAAGACUCCAUGGACGAGAAGGAGCAGCUCAUCCAGUCGAAGAGCUCUGUCGCCAGCCUGGUGGGACGGUCCAAAACCAUCGUGCAGCUCCGGCCCAGGAACCCGGAGCACCUUGUGAGGAGCACCAUCCCCAUCAAGGCUGUUUGUGACUAUCGGCAGAUCGAGAUCACCAUCUGCAGGAAUGAUGAGUGUGUGCUGGAGGACAAUUCCCAGAGGACCAAGUGGAAGGUGAUCAGCCCCACGGGGAACGAGGCCAUGGUGCCUUCUGUGUGCUUCCUGAUCCCCCCACCCAACAAAGAGGCCAUUGAAAUGGCCAACAGGAUAGAACAGUUGUACCAGAAAGUGAUGACUCUCUGGCACCAGCUCCACAUGAAUACAAAGAGCCUCAUCUCCUGGAACUACCUGCGGAAGGACAUCGCCCUGGUGCAAAGCUUCAGCAUGGAAAAGCUCCGGUCCUUGGCGCAAGGGGAGUGCCAGCAAGCCAUGAAGAGCCUCCAGGCGCACUACGAGGACUUCCUGCAGGACAGCCGGGACUCGGAGCUCUUCUCCGUGUCGGACCGGCUGCGCCUGGAGGAGGAAGUGGAGUCUUCCAAGGAACACAUCCGGCAGCUGCUGGAGUCCAUGGAGAACGAAGACAAGGACGAGACUGUUGCCAGGACUUACCUCUCUGAGCUGAAGAACAUCCGCCUGCGCCUGGAGGAAUGUGAGCAGAGGCUGGUGAGCCGCAUCCAGGCCCCCAGCAGCGCCCGAGCAGAUGCUGACACUAUCCAGGAAAACACCAUCCGCAUUGCGGAGCAGGAGCGGAUGCAGGAGGAUCUGCAGCGGCUGCAGUCGGACCUGAGGUUUGUUUCUGAGAGAUGCUACAGCUUCCUCAACAAGGCACCCGCGGGGUCCAGCACACCCCACCUGCGUUCUGAACUCGACUUGGUGGUGAACAAGAUGGACCAGAUGCAUGGGCUGUCUUCCACCUACCUGCAAAAGUUGAAGACGGUUGAUGUUAUUAUUCGUAACACCCAAGGAGCAGAAUCUCUGGUCAAAGGGUAUGAGGUUAAACUGAGCCAAGAGGAGGCAGUGCCCGCUGACCUGGCCACUAUCCAGUCCCACAGAGCAGCAUUACAGCAAUGGCUCGGGGAGGUGAAGGACAAGGGCUCCGUCUUCUCCAUGCUGGAGGAGGAGCUGGCAAAGGCGAAGGUGGUGGGGGAGCAGCUCUACCGGCUGCGGCAGGAGCGCAGCAUCGACCUUGAGCGCUACCAGGAGAAGGGGACCCAGCUCUGGGACCGCUGGCAGCGCGUCUGCGCCCAGAUUGAGACCCGCCACGCAGAGCUGGAGAGCAUCCAGGAGGUGCUGAGUGACUACCGGCAGUGCCACAGUGCCCUGAUCCAGUGGAUCGAGGAGAUCACAGUGCAGCAGGAGCUGAUGAAGCCCGGGCAGGCGGAGGACAGCCGGGUGCUGUCGGAGCAGCUGAGCCAGCAGACGGCUUUGGCUGCAGAAAUCGAGAACAAUCAAGCCAAACUGGACCAGUGUCAGAAGUUCUCCCAGCAAUAUUCGGCCGCUGUCAAGGACUACGAGCUGCAGCUCAUGACGUACCGGGCGUUCGUGGAGUCGCAGCAGAAGUCGCCCAUGAAGCGCCGGCGGAUGCUCUCAUCCUCGGAUGCCAUCACACAGGAGUUUAUGGAUUUACGGACCCGCUACACAGCUCUGGUGACAUUAACCACACAGCACGUGAAGUACAUCAGUGAUGCUCUCCGGCGCCUGGAGGAGGAGGAGAAAGUAGUAGAGGAGGAGAAGCAGGAACAUGUGGACAAGGUGAAGGAGCUGCUGGGCUGGGCCGUGGGCUUGAAGCAGAGUGUGCAAGGCAGGAUAGCUGCUGCUGGGAGCAGGGAGCUGGGCGACAUCGAGAAGUCCAUCUCGGAGCAGCAGGCCCUGAAUGAGGAGCUGGCUGCAAAGAAGGAGCAGGUCUCUGAGGCCAUCAAAACUUCACAGAUCUUCCUGGCAAAACACAGCCACAAGCUUUCCCAUCCGGAGAAGGAGCAGAUUUCUGCUCAGCUCGGUGCUCUGAAGGAGACCUACCAGGAGCUGUGCAGUGACUCCACGGAGCAGCUCCAGCAGCUCCAGAACCAGCUGGCUCAGGAGACAGAGCACAAGGGCAGCGAAGCAGUGGCAGGAGUGAUUGAUCUUGGCACGGUAGAAAUAUUCCCUGUCUUUGGUGCCGUGCAGAGAGGUCUUAUAGAUCAGGACACUGGCCUUGUCCUCUUGGAGGCCCAGGUUAUCACAUCUGACUUAGUUGUUCCAGAGACCAAUGAGAAACUCUCCUUGGAGGAAGGUCUGGCAAGAAACAUCAUUGAUCCCAGGACAUUCCAGGUGCUGCAGGAACUGAAGGAUGCUCUACACCGGGUGGAAGAAGUCAAAUGUGAAGGGAGGCAGCUCCUACCUGUCGUUGCUGCAGUAGAAGAGGGGAAGAUCAGUGAGAGCGUUGGGCUAAAGAUUCUUGAAGCUGAGCUCAUCACUGGGGGCUUUAAAGUCCAUCAGGGCAGAAUCAGCAUGGAGACAGCAGUGCAAGAAAGGCUCCUUACCCCGCAGCUUUACUCCAGACUCAUGUCUUACCUGGAGGGUGCCAAGGAUUUGAUUGACCCCAACACUGCUGAGAAAGUCAGUCUGCUUGAGCUCGUGCACCGAUGCAUCACCCACCAAGAGACGGGGCUGAGGCUGCUCCCAGUCAAGCAGCUGGCGGGUGGGAUGCUGAGCUUGAGCUCAGGCAGGAAAGUCAACAUCUUCCGUGCGGUCCAGGAGGGGCUGAUAGACAGGCAGGUCACGGUCAGGUUGCUGGAAGCCCACCUCUUUGCUGGUGGCAUUGUGGACCCCAGGACGGGGCACAGACUGACUGUGGAUGAGGCCGUGAGGCAUAAUUUAAUUGACCAGGAUUUGGCAUGCACACUUCUUAUCCGGCAGCUUCAGACAGGUGGCAUCAUCGACACCAUCACGGGAGAAAGACUGACCAUUGACGAAGCUGUAAGGAAAGAGUUGGUAGCACCAAGAAUUGCAUUGGUAGUCCUGGAAUCCCUGUGGUCCUUCAUGGGGCUCCUGUGGCCAGAGACAGGGGACAUCGUCCCAGUUGCGGAUGCUUUAGAGCAAGGAAUCCUGUCCACAGAGUUGGUUUACAAGAUUCUCAGCAGGAGGCAACUCAUUAAGGGUGUAUUCAUACCAGAAACCACUGAGGUGUUGUCCUGGAAGAAAGCUGUUGAACAUGGCAUCUUGGAGAGGGAUGUGGUGAAGAAGCUGAAAUCAACAGUCAUGCCUGAUGUCAUGGCCAGCGUGCAGCUUGCUGGCUCCUCAAGCAGAAGCAGGCACAGCCAGAGCUCUGCUGGAAGGAGUCCCACAGAUCACAAAGAGCAAAGUGACCCUGUGCUGAGGAGUGAUGAUGACCGGCUGAUGUUCCACUUGAUGACCCACAGUUACAUCAACAUCCAUGAUGGCCAGAAGCUGCUUUUAGUGGAUGGAGAGUUGAGCAAUCUCACUAAAGCCCUCAUCCAAACCCAAGAAAACGGAUCCUGUGCAUACAUGUUGGAAGACAGCGAAGGCUUUGAGGAGACAAAGGCAAAUGCAGCUCUUGAAAGCGAGCCUUGCAAUGGUUUGGCUUUGCAGCAGCUUGAGUUUCAAUUUGCUCCUUCAAAAGAACAAAGCGAUAAGGUCGUACCACCCACAACUGCUUUGGAGAAUGGGGAGGUGGUGAUGGGACCUGAAAGCCUCCUGAUGGACGAUGCAGAAGAUGUCCUGCUUGUGGAGGAGCAGGAGCAGGUGUAUACCAAACAGGCUACUGUCAAAAGUGAAACUGAUGCUGAGUUUGGAAGAGAGGAAGUAGAUUCUGCAAGCAAGGAUGAACACCAUGUAGAAUUACCAAUCCCAGGACAUCCUGGUGAGCUAGGUAGUGGAUUCAGAGAAACAGAAGAAAUGGUGAUUGAGACAGAAGAAGAGUCCAAGUCUACUACAGUAGAUGGAGUGGAAGGUAUUGAAGAUCAGAAGAGGGCAUCAGAAAUUGCAGCAGUUGUUGUGAAAAGUGAUAUAUGCAUAUCAGUGGGUGUUUCAGAACGUAGGGAUAGACUGGAAAUCGUGGCAGAGACAUCUCAGGGUGUGGAGGAACCUGGACCAGAGGCAGAAGAUGUUGGAGAGAUUUGUAUGUUGCAUGAGGAAACGAUUGAGAACGGUGUGUUGGGAGAAGAGGAGAUUGUGCUCCCUGAAACUGGAGAGGCAGAGCAAACAGAGAGGCAAGGCAAAGGCAUUGAAAGCGUGUUGGAAGUGGAAGAAGGAGAGGGGGAAGAAGCAUUGGGUGAUGAGAGUGUUGAUGAAACAUCCUUGCCAGCCCCUGCAGAGCAGGAAGCAGAGGACACUUUGGAAAUGCUCUUAACACAGCUCCAAAGUGGUGGCAUAAUCCAUGAGCAGACAGGCAAGACUCUUCUUCUGAAUGAAGCAGUCGUGUGCGGGGUGGUGCCCAGCCACACAGCUGUGAAACUCAUGGAGAAAAUGAAGAUGUUCAGUGGCUUCUUUGACUCUCAGACUCGUGAAUCAUUAACCACUGAGGAUGUCAUUGAAGAGGGUCUGAUGGAUGAGAGGCUUCUCCACAAGGUGCUUGCAUCUGACAAAGCAAUAAGUGGCGUUCUUGACCCAGGCAAUAACUUCGUCUACUCUGUCAAGGAUGCUGCUGCCGUUGGCCUUCUGGACAAGGAAACAGCAAUGAGGAUCUUGGAAGGACAAGUGGUUACUGGAGGGAUUGUUGACUUGAAACGUGGCAAGAAAGUAUCAGUCACUUUGGCUUCAAAUCUGGGCCUUAUAGAGCCAACAAGCCAGAAGGAGCUGGUCAAGCUGGAGAAGGCUUCCAAAGGGAAAGGUACCGAUGAGAUGACCAGACAGAAGCUCAUUAGCUUACAGGCUGAGACCAGUGGGAUUGUGGAUCCUAAAACCAAGCAGCCUCUGACUGUUGCACAGUCUGUUGAAAAAGGGCUUCUGGAAAAGGAAAAAGCUUUUCAGCUCUUGACCAAGCAGAUUGCUGAGGGAGGAAUCAUCCAUCACGUGUCUGGGAUGAGGCUUUCGGUAAAUGACGCAAUGAAACACGGUUUGAUUGAUCAAUAUCUGUGCGAGGAACUUGGGAAAGCUGAAAGCGUGUGUCAUCAGGACUAUGUUCAUCCAGAUACAAAGGAGAAGCUGCCCUUGCCCCAGGCGGUAUCAUUAGGGCUCAUUAGUCCAGACUUCCAGAGGAAAGUGCAAGAAAUCCAAGCUGGGGGUGGAAGCGUUUUUGACCCUGCAACUGGCCAUAGGCUGUCACUCUGUCAGGCGGCGCAGGAGGGCUUGCUGCCCCAGCCAGUGAUGGAGAAGGUCCUGUCAUCUCCAGAGAUGAAAGAAGGAAUCGUGGAUCCCGAGACCUGCAUGGUCGUUCCCUACUCAGAAUUCAUCAAGAAGUGUAAAAUCGACAUUGAAUCUGGCCAGAGGUACCUGGAGGUCCAUCCCUUCCGAGCCAUCAGGGAUGAGGUGACGGGGCAGAAGCUGACGUGUGCCGCGGCGGUGCGGCUGGGCAAGGUGGACCCUGUGCCCGCGCUGCGGCUGCUGCAGGCACAGGCAGACGGUGGUGGGGUUGUGGAAGGCUCUGUCAGCAAGAGGCUGUCCCUGAGGGCUGCUGUGGAGCAGGGGCUGCUGGAUGAGGGCAUGGCCAAGCUCAUCGCCACCAACCAGAUGAGGGCUGGGGGAAUCGUUGAUGCUAGCAGUGGGAAAAGAUUGUCUUUAAAGGAAGCUGUUGAAAAAGAACUGAUUAGCCAAAAAUUAGCUGCCAGUCUUCAGGAUGCUCCAAUAUCCAAAGACAAAUACGGUUCUGAAGUCUGUGAAGUAGAUAAACCCCAGGAAAAAGUAUCUCCAAAAGAGGAAGAUGUCAUCCUUGCUACCAGUGCUGUCAAGAAGUCUGAUGGUGCUGAGCACAAACCUGUAUCUGAAGCUUUGAGCUACGACGUGGCUGCUGGUGCAACUGCUGCCACUGGGAGACCCCCAGUGACACCGACAGAAGGGGAAUCAAAGUCUCAAGAAACUUCAGAGGAUGGUUUAAUGCACCAUGACCAAGAAAUGGUCGAACUGACUCCAGAACACCCCUCAGGUUUAGGUGCAGCAUCUCUCCCUGAAGAGACGGUGGUGGUGAGGACUAUGGAAAAGGGGAUUGCGAAAAGCACCUCCCAGGUGAGAACUGCCUGGGGGGAGGAAUCGAGGAGAGAAGUAGUAGGUCAAGGGACAGAGAAAGUGGAGGGAUUUGGCUUGGAGAAAGAGCAGGACAUGGAGGUGCUUCACAGUGUGGAGGAUGGCGAGGAGAGGAGGAGGAGAGAGUUUGUAAGUGCAGAGGGAGCUGCAGCAGGUGAAGAAGGUGCGGUGGAGGCUUCUGAGCAAGGAGGGCGAGAGGGCAGCCUGGACCGGGUACCACCAGCAGCCCCGAGGGCAUCUGUUACUGUGGGUCGAGGGAAGGGAGAGAUGAGUCCUGCAGAGUCUGAGACUGGCAUCCCUACAAAGCCUGAAGGAGAUGAGCUUGCAGGUGAAAGAACUGUCAAACACAUUGAAGAAGAAACCCUGCGACUGGGUGCAGAAGGUCCAGUUGAUCAGGAGAAAACAAGUGAAAUGGAGCUAAAACCCACCCAGAAACAGAAGAGAAAGAAAAAGAAAGCAAAGCAGAUCAGUAGUGCAGGAGACAGCACUCAGCCAGAGAGAUCUUCUGUAGAAAAGCAGUCCCUUCCUUCUCUGAUUUCCAAAGAAAUCCCAGGGAAGAAGGAGAAGGACUUGGUCUUGAGCACACCAGAACCAAAACAUGAAACCACCACCAGGAUUAUCUCUGAUGAAGAUAAAGAAAACCUCGGUGGGGCUCAGGUGGCCCCUGUCUCCCCAGGGCAAGGAGGAGCUCAAGAGGUGAUGGAAAGUGGGACCAGAAAUGGUCAGGAUUCCUCAGCAGCAUUGAGCCUGGAGGAGAGGAUGACCCAGGAAGACACCAAGGUGGAAGCCACCAGUGAUGUGCCCAGCGCAGCCCCUGCAGCAGAUGAACUGCCCCAGGAAUUACUUAUCAGAGAGGAACCCACGGAAGUUAAGGAAAGCUCUGCUGCAGUCUUUGAGCUUGGAGAAGAGAAACAGCAAGAGCCAGCAGUGGAGAUCAUGUUCAGCAAGAAGAUGUGUCUGGAGCACGACGAGAAGCUGGUAUCUUAUCUCUCUAUGCUCCGAGAUGUUGAGAUGCGGAUCAAGCGGGUGCAGCCUGCCGGGCAGAAGCGGAGUUUGGCAGCUCUGCACGAGCUGCUGCAGCAGGCAGAGGCCCUGGGCGCUGAGCUGCAGGAGCUGAGCUUCCCAGUGAAUCAGGAGCUGGAUGCCGUGAAGCAGAUUGUGGCCAACCCCCCUGAAGAAGUCCCUGAGCAACUGCUGAAGGCUUUGGAGAAGGAUGCCAAGAACCUGCAGAAGUCUCUGAGCUCUACGAGUGAUGUCCUGGAGUCCCGGCUGCAAAACCUUCGCGGGGCAGCAGAAACUGAAAAGGCUAAAAUCCUGGCACAUCACGAGAGUCUCCAGGGCAAGCUGCAGGAGCUGCUGAGCUGGGUCUCCAGCACCACAGAGUCACUGGAGGGCAGUGAUUACCACCACGAGACUGAUGUGAACAGCUUGGGCCGCUGCCUGCAGCACUACAAGGAGCUGAAAGAGCCCUUGGCUGAUACCAAGUCUCAGCUCGACGCCACUGCCUUCGACAUCCAGUUCCUUAUCUCGGAGCACGCCCAGGACUUGACCCCUCAGCAGAGCAGGCAGCUGCUGCGGCUGCUCAAUGAGCUGCAGAAGGCUUUCCGGGACCUGUCGGAGCACGUCACGGCUCGGGUGGAGGUGCUGCAGGUCUGCCUCCAGCAAGUGGAGCAGACGGAUCAGGUGAAGACGCUGCAGGAGCAGCAGGCAGCCCGGGCGCAGAGCCUGGCUGAGCUGAGCCGCUGGCUGAGCCAGGCUGAGGACACGCUGGUGGAGCAGCAGAGAGCAGCCAGCGAAGGGGACCUGUCCACCCUGCAGCAGAGGCAGAGCCAUGUGAAGGAGCUGCAGAGGAACAUGCACACCCGAGCCGCCUCCUUCGCCAGCAUCCUGAAAAGCACAGAGGAGUUUCUGGAGGACAACAAGGCGAAGAUGGAGCCUGGGGAGCUGGCAGCGCUGCAAGAGAAGCUCCAGCGUGCCAAGGAGCAGUACCGGUCCCUGCAGGAGAGGACAGAGAUGGCCCAGAAGGAGCUGGAGAGCGCUGUUACUGCUGCAGUGCAGCAGGAGACUGAAAAGAUGAAAGCUGCCAAAGAGCUGGAGGAGAACAGCAAGAAGAUUGACUCCCUUCUGAAUUGGGUGGCAUCACUGGAGCAGAAGGGAGGGCUCCUGGAGUACAGACCCCACCCCAUCGAGCAAGCACCAGGAGAAGGAGUGGGGGCAGGCACUGGGGAUGUCCCUGAUGGCCACGUUGUGGGAGCAGACAGUGCUGCCGAGAGCCUGGAUGAGCAGUACGAGAGGCUGAAGGCCCAGCACCAGGAGCUGCUGUCGCAGCAGCAGGAUGUCAUCCUGGCCACGCAGUCAGCACAGGCGUUCCUGGACAAGCACGGCCACAGCCUGGCCGGGGACGAGCGGGCCCGGCUCCAGGGCCGGCUGGCAGAGCUCAAGCACCAGUACGCGGCUUCCCUUGCGCAGUCGGAAGCGCGGCUGAAGCAAGUGCAGGUCCUGCGGGAUGAGCUGCGCAAGUUCCUGCGGGAUCAUGGCGAGUUCGAGGCUUGGCUGGCGCAAGCGGAGCAGGAUCUGGAGGGGAUGGCCAAGGGGGGCAGUGACCCCGCGGCGCUCCGGCAGCUGCUCCAGCGGCAGGGCAGCUUCUCCGAGGACGUCAUCUCCCACAAAGGAGACCUGCGCUUCGUUACCAUGUCAGGGCAGAAGGUGCUGGAUGCGGAGGGAGCUGCUGGGGACGCCGGGUCCCCGGCGCUGAUGUCCGGGAGCGUGGUCAGGAGCAAGCUGGAGGAUGCGACGCGGCGAUACACCGCGCUGCACUCCAAGUGCACCAAGCUUGGCUCCCACCUCAGCACCUUGCUGGAUCACUACCAGCAGUUCCAGGAGGUGGCAGAGUCUCUCAGGACGUGGCUGCAGGAGAGUGAAGCUGCCGUUGGGAAACUGCUCUCGGAGACGGUUUCUUCGGAUCCGGCCAUUCUGCAGAAGCAGCUCGCCAGUGCCAAGCAGUUGCAGGGAGACCUCGCUGAGCAUCAGGUGCCAGUGGAGAAGCUCCAGAAAGCAGCUCGGUCCCUGCUGGAAGUACAAGGGGAGCCGGCCCCAGACCAUGGGCACAUCCAGGAAACAACAGAUGCCAUCGUGAGCCGCUUCCAGAGCCUCUCCCAGCAGAUGGCCCAGAGCUCGGACCUGCUGACCCUGGAGAGGGAGCAGCCGGCUGCGCUCUCCUCCGCAUCCAUCCAGGACUCGCUCGCCACGAGCGCGAAGCUGAAGCAGGACAUCGCCCGGCAGAAGAGCUGCCUGGAAGCCACUCGGGAGAUGGUGACACGGUUCAUGGAGGCAGCAGACAGCCCCACGGCCUCUGCCCUGCAGGACAAGCUGGCAGAGGUGACGGAGCACUUUGGGAGGCUGUGCCAGCAGCAGCGGGACAGAGAGGAUGCGCUGAAGGGCCUCCUGCCCAAGGUGGAGCAGUACGAGCAGCUCUCAGAGAAGCUGCAGCAGUUCACCGAGAGCAGAGCACGGAUGUUGGCAUCUGGGAAUCAGCCAGACCGGGACAUCGCUCGCUUCUCCCAGCACAUCCAGGAGCUGAAUUCGGAGCUGAGGCAGCACCAGGAGGACCUGGCUGUCCUGGAGAACCUGGCUGCGGAGCUGGGCUCCUGCGGCUUCGCCCCUGGUGCUUCCCAGCAGCAGGAGAAGCUGCAGAGCCUGAAGAAAGACUUCCUGCAGCUGCAGACGGUGGCAGAGGAGAGAGAAAAGGAUGCGUCGUCCUGCCAGGAGCAACUGGAUGAGUUUCGGAAGCUGGUUGGGGCUAUGAGGAAGUGGCUGAGGGAGAGUGAAGGCAAAAUGCCGCCCGCUGAGACCUCCCUGGGCACCCAGGAGCUGUACCAGCACCGGCAGCAGAUCCAGGAUCUGCUAGAGGAGUGGAAAGGGAAGGGGGCUCAGGUGGAGGAGAUCGGCCGCAGAGGGACCCUCCUGGAGAACCUGAUUGUGGAGAUUACAGCCCCUGACACCCCGUCCAAGGCAGGUGCUGCGCUGCCCGCUCCGGGAGGGUCGCUCGGCAGCGUGAACGGAUACCACACGUGCAAAGAUCUGACUGAGAUCCAGUGCGAUGUGUCCGAUGUGACCCAGCAGUACCAGGGCCUCGGCGCGGCGCUGCGGGAGCGCCAGCAGCAGCUCUCGGCUAUGCUGGAGAAGAUGCAAGAGGUGCAGGAGGAGGCCAGCUCCAUGCUGAAGUGGCUGGAGUCGAAGGAACGAACACUGUCGGAGCUGGACGCCUCCUCCUCGCCCACCAAGACAGAGACGAUGAGAGCCCAAGCUGAGCACAACAAGGCAUUUCUGGCUGAAUUGGAACAGAAUUCAGGGAAGAUCCAGAAGGUAAAGGAAGCACUUUCUGGCUUGCUGGAGAAAUACCCAGAUUCUCCAGAAGCAGCGAACUGGAAGAAGAUGCAGGAAGACCUGAAUUGCAGGUGGGAAAGAGCCAGCCAGGCGACGGCUGCGCGGCAGCAGAAGCUGGAGGAGUCAGUGAACCAGCUGGCCAGCUUCCAGGCUGCUGAAGCCCAGCUCCGGCCUUGGCUGAUGGAGAAAGAGCUGAUGAUGAGUGUGCUGGGACCCCUCUCCAUCGACCCAAACAUGCUGAACGCGCAGAAGCAGCAGGUCCAGUUUAUGCUGAAGGAAUUUGAAGCUCGCAAACAGCAGCACGAGCAGCUCAACCAGGCAGCUCAGAGCAUCUUGACUGGCCCUGGAGAUGUUUCUCCAUCCACUAACCAGGUGCGGGAAGAACUCCAAGGGGUUAAUCAGAAAUGGUCUGAGCUAACAGAACGGCUCAACUCCCGCUCCAGCCAAAUUGAUCAAGCCAUAGUGAAGAGCACCCAGUACCAGGAGCUGCUCCAGGGCCUGUCGGAGAAGGUGAAGGCAGUUGGGCAGCGCCUGAGCAGCCAGUCUGCCAUCAGCACACAGCCCGACGCCGUGAAGCAGCAGCUGGAGGAAACCAGCGAGAUCCGCUCGGACCUGGAGCAGCUGGAAGAGGAGAUCACGGAGGCUCAGACCCUCUGCGAUGACCUCUCUGUCCUCAUCGGGGAGCAGUAUCUCAAAGAUGAGUUACGGAAACGUCUGGAGACAGUGGCGCUGCCUCUCAAAGGGCUGGAAGACCUGGCAGCCGACCGGAUGAACCGACUGCAGACUGCGUUUGCCAGUUCCCAGCAGUUCCAGCAUAUGUUUGAUGAACUCAGGACCUGGCUCGAUGACAAACUGUGCCAGCAAGCUCAGAGCCAACCCAUUUCUGCUAAACUGGAGAGGCUACAGAGCCAAAUUCAGGAACAAGAGGAGUUCCAGAAAAGCCUCAACCAACACAGUGGCUCCUACGAGAUGAUUGUAGCCGAGGGAGAAUCUUUGCUGCUUUCCGUCCAGCCUGGGGAGGAGAAGACCACUCUGCAAAACCAGUUGGUCAGCCUCAAAACACACUGGGAAGAGCUCAGCAAACAAGCUGCCAACAGGCACUCUAAGCUCAAGGACUGUUUGCAGAAAGCUCAGAAGUACCAACGGCAUGCAGAGGACCUCCUGCCUUGGGUGGAGGACUGCAAGGCAAAGGUGAUGGAGCUGGAAGUAACUCUGGAUCCAGUGCAGCUGGAGGCAACUCUUCUGAGAUCAAAGGCUAUGCUGAGUGACGUGGAGAAGCGCCGCUCCUUGCUGGAGAUGCUGAACAGUGCUGCUGACAUCCUGAUUGAUGCUUCUCAAACCGAUGAGGAUGACAUUCGGGAUGAGAAGGCUGGCAUCAAUCAGAGGAUGGAUGCCAUCACAGAAGAGCUGCAAGCCAAGACUGGCUCCAUUGAAGAAAUGUCACAGAGGCUCAAGGAGUUUCAAGAGAGCUUCAAGAACAUUGAGAAGAAGCUGGAAGGGGCGAAGCACCAGCUGGAGAUCUAUGAUGCACUGGGGCCACAGGCCUGCAGCAACAAGAAUUUGGAGAAGCUCAGGGCACAGCAGGAGGUGCUGCAGGCCCUGGAGCCACAAGUGGAUUAUCUGAAAAACCUCACUCAAGGUCUAGUAGAAGAUGCCCCAGAUGGGUCUGACUGUUCCCAGCUCUUAAGCCAAGCUGAGGUGGCUCAGCAGGACUUCCAAGCUGUGAAGCAGAAAGUCAAUGACUGCUGUACACUCAUGGAAAACAAGCUUGAAGGGAUCGGUCAAUUCAAUAAUCGGGUCAGGGAGAUGUUCUCCCAGCUGGCAGAUCUUGAUGAUGAGCUGGACAGCAUGGGCCCCAUUGGGAGAGACUCUGACAGCCUUCAGUCCCAAGCAGAGGACGUUCGCACGUUCCUGGGCAAACUCCACAGGCUGAAGUGUGACAUUGAAGCCUCUGAAAGUGAAUGUAAGAAGAUGCUGGAGGACGAAGGGAGCCCCGAUUUAUUAGGACUGAAACGUGAGCUGGAGACACUGAAUAAACAGUGCAGCAAACUGACAGAGAGGGGCAAGAACCGCCAGGAGCAGGUAGAAACGACACUGUCUCGUGUCGAGGACUUCUACAGCAGGCUGAAAGAGCUGACCCACAUGACAACCGCAGCGGAGGACAACGAGGCGUUGCAAUGGGUGGUGGGAACAGAGGUGGAAACCAUCAACCAGCAGCUGGCAGACUUCAAG
Nestor notabilis (Kea) is the source of this 14790-nucleotide messenger RNA. Its product is annotated as microtubule-actin cross-linking factor 1-like. The record is from RefSeq and is a predicted model, not a curated record. NCBI's taxonomy places the organism in Eukaryota, Metazoa, Chordata, Aves, Psittaciformes, Psittacidae. The transcript is spliced from 54 exons. The annotation marks the transcript as partial. Gene Ontology annotation, molecular function: structural molecule activity; protein binding; keratin filament binding. Gene Ontology annotation, cellular component: cell junction; cytoskeleton; cytoplasm. Gene Ontology annotation, biological process: intermediate filament bundle assembly; wound healing.